This is a messenger RNA of Pristis pectinata (smalltooth sawfish), 4629 nucleotides long. It is a transcript of the gene tfcp2, whose product is annotated as transcription factor CP2. Gene Ontology annotation, biological process: regulation of transcription by RNA polymerase II. The record is from RefSeq and is a predicted model, not a curated record. Gene Ontology annotation, molecular function: DNA-binding transcription activator activity, RNA polymerase II-specific; RNA polymerase II cis-regulatory region sequence-specific DNA binding. NCBI's taxonomy places the organism in Eukaryota, Metazoa, Chordata, Chondrichthyes, Rhinopristiformes, Pristidae. Bases 266 to 1825 code for a protein of 519 amino acids. Gene Ontology annotation, cellular component: nucleus. The transcript is spliced from 16 exons.
AAAGGAUCUGGAGCGGUUGGGGCUGAGUCGGUAUUUGAGAGUGGGACCCGGCCCGAACAGGACGGUUUCCUCUCCCACCACCUCUGCUCGAUGGUUCUUCGAAAUCUCUAUAUAGUCAAAAUUCCCCUGCUGUAUUUACAGUAAGGCGCUGUCGGCAGUUUGUUUUCUUCAAGCGGCCCCUUGGUGUCGGUGGGCGCGCUGAGGGAAGCCUGUGACCACAUUUAUCACUCGGAUUACGGACCGUUUGCCUUUAUCGAUCUCGGCGAUGGCCUGGGCGCUGAAGAUGCCGAUGCCGGAUGAGGUUAUCGAGUCCGGCCUGGUGCAAGAUUUCGACGCCAGUUUGUCUGGAAUCGGCCAGGAGUUGGGCGCAGGAGCCUACAGUAUGAGUGAUGUCCUUGCAUUGCCAAUCUUCAAACAGGAAGAGUCCAACUUGCCUCCAGAGGAUGAGGAUAAACUACUCCCAUUUCAAUAUGUCCUGUGUGCAGCUACUUCCCCGGCUGUAAAGCUCCAUGAUGAAACACUUACAUACCUUAACCAAGGGCAAUCUUAUGAAAUUCGAAUGCUUGACAAUCGGAAAAUUGGGGAGUUGCCUGAAAUCAAUGGCAAAUAUGUGAAGAGUAUUAUUCGAGUGGUAUUUCACGACCGCCGUCUACAGUAUACUGAACAUCAGCAACUGGAGGGAUGGAGGUGGAACCGACCGGGAGAUAGGAUCCUGGAUUUGGAUAUCCCAUUGUCAGUAGGCAUCGUUGACCCCAGAGCAAAUCCAACACAACUAAAUACAGUGGAGUUCCUUUGGGACCCUCUGAAGAGAACCUCUGUAUUUAUCCAGGUGCAUUGUAUUAGUACUGAAUUCACAACCAGAAAACAUGGAGGAGAAAAAGGAGUGCCUUUUCGAAUUCAAAUAGAUACAUUCAAAGAGAAUGAGAACAGUGAAUAUACAGAGCAUCUUCAUUCAGCUAGCUGUCAAAUCAAAGUGUUCAAGCCAAAAGGUGCUGAUAGAAAACAAAAAACAGACAGGGAAAAGAUGGAGAAGCGAACUCCUCAAGAGAAGGAGAAGUAUCAGCCUUCCUAUGAUACAACUAUUCUCACAGAGUGUUCCCCCUGGCCGGAUAUUUCCUAUGUUAACAACACAGCAUCUCCUGGAUUUACAAGCUCACAUGGCAGUUUUACCAUUGCUGAAGGGAAUGGAUCCCCUCAUCAUCAGCCUGACCCAGUUCCUGCAACCACUGAUACAUUAGGAUCCUUUCGAAAGUGGGUUUGUCGAGAACUGUCAGUGUCUCCCGUCUCCGAAAACCAGAAUCUGUUGGCAACAGCCACACCACAGGAUGCUCAGCAGUGGUUGCACAGAAAUCGAUUUUCUCCAUACUGCAGGCUCUUCGCAAACUUCUCUGGUGGAGAUCUGUUGAAGCUGACCAGGGAUGAUGUUAUCCAGAUCUGUGGCCCUGCAGAUGGAAUCAGACUCUUCAAUGCUCUGAAAGGAAGGAUGGUUAGACCAAGGCUAACCAUUUACGUUUGUCAGGAAUCACAUCAAGUCCGAGAUCAGCAGCACCAGAAGCAUGAAAAUGGUGAUUCUGUGAACAGUUCUUUCUAUGUGUACCAUGCAAUUUAUUUGGAAGAAUUAACAGCGAUUGAAAUGACAGAGAAGAUUGCUCAACUUUUCAAUAUUUCUCCUCGUCAAAUCCACCAGAUCUAUAAACAGGGCCCCACGGGUAUUCAUGUGCUUGUGAGCGAUGAGAUGAUCCAAAACUUCCAGGAUGAGUCAUGUUUUGUUCUUGACACCUUAAAAGCUGAGGGCUGUGACAGUUACCACAUAAUCCUCAAGUGAGCAAUGUCCAAGGAUAGUGUCUUCUGUGAAUGACCUUACCCCUAAGUUGUGGCUCCUACUCCCAGCAACAAAAUAUUUACAACCCUCAAAGACUCAAGGAUGUUGCUGUCUAUCUUGGUGCAGGACAAAUCUUGAUGGGAUUGCGCACACAUUCAGCAGCCUGACACAAGUGACUGACUUCUGUUGAAGCAGGUUCUAAAUUGUGGGCAAGAGGAUAGGUAGGGGAAGAAAGAAAACGUGACAAAUGAAUGUGUGUUGUUCAACUUUGAUACAAAAUUGUUCCUGAUAAGUGUGUUUGCUGCUGUUCUUGACUUCGGGUGGGAUGGUGGGGGUGGGGGUGCAUGCAGAAAGCACAGCUUAAUCAACUGGUUUUUCAUUCUUGAUUUGCACCUUUGUAUAUUUUAUGUGCACCUGGACGAAAUGCAUUUUGUCUGGUUCAGUUUGCUUCAAGGUUGCAUUUGAGCUAAUUUUAGUCAUUUGCUGCACAUCUUGGCUCACCACAGACUGCCAGAUUUUGUAACUCUUAGUCCAUGUUUAGUGCUCCACCUGGUAUGAAUCCUGGUAUGAUUUGAAAUCCACUUACCUCUUGGGGUAUGCUACUGAUUAUCAUCUGCAUUCACUUUGAAAGUAAUGACAGUAAAAUAUUGGAUUAAUUUACUUAUUUCAGUCUUGUCUUAAAAAAUGAAAUCCCAGUUGGUUAUGUGCAAAAUUUAGGAAGGGUUUUUAAGCAAAAUGUUUUUGGACAUCAAUUUGGGGAAAGUUUCCUGUUCAAGCAGUGCAAUAACUCAUCAAAAAAAUCCAUUAGCUGAAAGAUAAAUUUCAGCUGAAAUCUUAAUACAGAUGACCAUUCACAAACAAUGGUUUGUAAGUGGGUGAUUUGAAAAUCAAGGGUACAAGGUGAUCUGACAUCUUUUGAAUUUGCUUUCGUGUGUCUUCCUCUCAUUCACAAACAAUUGUGUGCUUCCACCAAUUCUAGUGAAGGUCUGGUCUGCCUCAUUAUAUAUGUGAUUACUUCUGAUCACUUAAGGAGGAACUAUGUUGGAUACCAAUGAACUGCCUGUGCUCUGCAUAGUCCUAUACAGUCAAGUGAAAGGUGAAACCAGAAGGCAAUAAGCUUGUCAAACAAGUUAAGAUGACUUUUAAUGUGCAUAAAAUCAAAUUGGUUUUCUGUCAGCAGCUGUACUGGAACUUGUCUAUCAGUCUACUCUUCAACUUCAGUUUGGAGAUGGUUUAUAAAAGGCUUUGGGAGACAACAUAAAUGAGGUCCUCCUAUCAUGAUUCAGUGAAUUGCUAUCCUGUUUCCUAUUGCAUAAUGUGGUUGGGACAGUGUAGCAAGACACCCAGUACAAACUUUCCAAUGAAGCAUUUGCUAUAUAAAGCUGCUGACUUCCGUAAGAAUCUUCUGCUUGACGAGGGAAUUUUUUUUUACUUUGCAUUCCCAACCCUGUGAAGGGUUCCAGUCUUGUUCUGAAUGACAACAGUAAAGAAUAUCAUUGAAGAUUGAGUCUGAAUUUUGCUAACGUGCUUAUCAAUGGGUUUGUGAGUUGCUUGCUGGAAUGGUUUCUCUGAAUUAUCAAUGACGCUUCUGGCAGAGGAAGAUAUCUCCAAUGGUAAGACCCCAGCAUAUUAAAAGGAGAGGGGAGAGAAGGGAAGUGCAUUUUUACAAGAAACAUAUCCAACUAAAAAUAACCUUCCUUCAAACCCAGUACUUUAUUAUGGAGAAUAUUUUGCCAUCAAUGGCCUGUGAUACUGUAAUGUUUUCUACUGUUUUGGGUAUAUUUAAAAAGGGGUAUGUCAGAGAUGCUCAUCUUUGCAGACCAUUCCCUCACUUAAAAUUUGUGUAUAAUAGUGAAUUAAGUUGUACUAAAAUGUAGGUCUGUUCCUUUUAUUUUUCAAUGGGAACAUGGCUAAACCAAAGGUGUAGGUGUAUAGUCAUGGGGAAGGCAGGGACAAGACUUGCCUUCCAUUGAAACUCCCUAGGUGGUUUUGGAGUCUCAUCAGUUGAGUUAAAAAAUAAGAUCACUGUCUUUUUGAUUGCACAGCUACCCAACUACAAUAAAACUGACCCUACUUUUAGUUAUGAAGUAGAUAGAUGUUGGUGACUCGGCCACUAGAGGUAGCAUCAGUUUAGAAUUGGAUAACGUUUAGAAACAGAAGUCUGUAUCAAGCAGUUGCACUCCCCUCCGUGGAUUGCCAGUAUCGUUAACACUCCAUUCAGUUUUCUUCAAAGGAAAUGAAGAAAAUGCUUCAGAAAUGGAAAUGGUGAGGGACUGUCAAUGAUUGGGUUGAAGGUCUCAUUAACCUGAUUUGUCUGUGUGGGAUAAAACUAACCUUGAAACUCAUGGUUAUCAUGGAGAUGAGGGUGUGGCUAAUGAGAGAGCCAGUUCAGUUCAAAGGAGUUGGACUGUCCUUUGUUCCAUGCAAAUUCAUAUUUAAAUAUAUUUAAUUAAAUCAAAAUGUUAAAGAAAUUAAAAUUUACCCCUCGUCAUGUGGAAUGAGAGAUGAUCUCAACAUAUCUUUGCUCGUUUUGUGGAUUGGGUUUGAGAGGAUCUUGUAGAUCCAUUGCAAGAAUGUGGAGCUUUUUGAUUUAAAAAUCAGCAUUUUAGUUGUGGCUUUGGUACAGUGGCAUGUUUGCAGACUGAAUGAACCAGUAGAUUUAAUUGGAACUCUUGAAUAUGCAGACUUUGCAGUAGGAUGUUGGGGCAGAAAGCAGUCAGGCUAUAUAAUGGCUAAUGUCCUUUCAUUAUUGUGACAUGUAAUGGUGUCCCAGUACAAUACAUGAUGUACAAUUUUAAUUUUCUUAU